Messenger RNA from Fomitopsis serialis, 405 nucleotides. RefSeq lists its product as uncharacterized. The transcript has a single exon. Lineage: Eukaryota; Fungi; Basidiomycota; Agaricomycetes; Polyporales; Fomitopsidaceae. The record is from RefSeq and is a predicted model, not a curated record. Bases 50 to 262 code for a protein of 70 amino acids.
GUUUGUUCAUCCUGUGCACGACAGUUUGUCCCCCGUAUGAUACACGUGUAUGCGCCCGUCUACCUCUUAUUCCACGGUAGCCACUGAGGUGAGGAUCAUCUGCAAUCGCCUGUUCAAGUUGCUAUUAGAUGAAUCCGGUGAGUCGACCACUGUUAUUACUCCCGCUGAUGCCCACACUACAGAACCGCUCACUCCACCCCAGGUCCAUUCAGGCCGACAGACAGGCUCACUAUUCAUAUUCAGGUUCUGGCUCCGAUAUUGAAUGUGCUGUCUAUUCAUGACAAUUGAUGAACUCUGACUUGAAGUUUGAAUAGCUCUAGUGUAUCAAGCAGUUCUUGUCUGAACCACCGAAUCUGAUCCGACCACCCUGGCCCUCCCAGCUCCACAUACUGCGGUCGUACCCUC